UUGGAAACUGUGGUUAUCCAAGAAAGCCGAGCUGCGGGUCCAGACUCCGGAGUUUCUUAACAUUUGAUUGAUAUUUUUUUUAACGUUCGCCUAGUGUUUUUUUUAAUCUAUUAAAUUAUGGAGAUGAAAAAGAGGAUCAGUUUAGAGCUGAGGAACAGGACACCAGCACAGGUAGCAGAGCUGGUGGUGGAUAACUGCCGCUCCAGUGAUGGAGAGGUGGAGGGCCUGUCAGACGACUUCAAGGAGCUGGAGUUCCUCAGCAUGGUCAACGUGGGCCUCACCUCCCUGGCCAAGCUGCCCUCACUGCCCAAACUACGCAAGCUGGAACUGAGCGACAACAACAUCUCUGGCGCCCUGGAGACGCUGGCGGAGAAAUGCCCUAACCUGACGUACCUGAACCUCAGCGGCAACAAGAUCAAAGAGCUCAGCAACGUGGAGGCCUUGCAAAACCUGAAGAACCUGCGUUCCCUGGACCUGUUCAACUGUGAGAUCACCACACUGGAGGAGUACCGCGAGAGCAUCUUCGAGCUGCUGCCCCAGGUCACCUACCUGGACGGCUUCGACCAGGAGGACAACGAGGCCCCCGACUCGGACGCAGACGACGACGAUGAUGAUGAGGAUGGUGAGGAUGGCGCCGGCCCCACUGGGGACUACGAUGACGAAGACGAGGAGGAGGAAGAGGAGGGCUCGGAAGGUGGCGAGGUGGGCCUCUCUUACCUGAUGAAGGAGGGCAUCCAGGAUGAAGAGGAUGAUGAUGACUAUGUGGAAGAGGAGGAGGAAGACGAGCGUGCGCGCGCUCAGGGGGAGAAGAGGAAGAGGGAGGCUGAGGACGAGGGAGAGGAUGAUGAUGACGACGACGAUGACUAGGCCGCCCCCCUCCGCCCUCCCCACCACCCCCUCAGAGCCCCCCCUGGUCCGGACCCCAGCAACUCCCCCCCCCCCGCCGCCCCUCUUAGAAGAACCUGGGAGGACAUGGAAAUCUUCAGAUUGUUUCUCUUUGUACACCUUAGAUAUUUCACUGUAGAGGCUACAUGGGUCCUUUUAUAUAUAUAUAUAUAUAUAUAUAUAUAUAUAUAUAUAUAUAUAUAUAUAUAUAUAUAUAUAUGAUGAGAUAUAUAUGAUAAACAACUCCUGAUUUCAAUGAUUCAUUUGUAAUAUUUCAAAGGAAAAUGAAUACCCCCCGAAUAUCUCCCCGUUGCACCGGGGUCCAGUUGGAAGAGGAGAGUGGGCAGAGGGGGCGGGGCCUGGCGUUCCUCUGCCCACUCUCAGCUCCGAUCCUCUGCUCGAAAAAGUGUUCACCUGGUUCCACGUGUAUGAAAAAAAAAGAUUCAGUGAAAGUCAGAGCAUUUUCUGCAUGGUGGAAGGCAACCUAUACACACCUCCACCACCCUCAGCCCUCCCCCCCCACCCCCAAUCAGUUGUUAACCAGAUAAUCAUGCCCACAAGGCAAUACAGUAGCCUAGCUGAGUCCAAGGUCCACCCUGUAUGUGAUUAGCAGUAGGAAUUAAACUGGGAUGGAUAGAUAGAGGGAGGGAAGGGGGUGGGAGGUAAAGAGGGGGGGUUCGUUCAGGUAAAAUUAGUCUCUAGUUGUUUCAAUAACAGUAUCUGUCUAUCCUGGGGAGUUUGGAACAUUUAGACUCUAGAAUCUCCGGAACGUUUUCCCAGAGAGGUUCCAUGUGAGUCGCUGUCCAGGAAGCUAGCAUGCUCCCACACCUUAGCAGCUUGUCCUACCACCUCACCUGUCCUUCCAGAACAGACAGAAACAAAUAGACUUUUGUACUAUUUUUCUGAAAGGUUUAACACACCAUAUCUGUUACCGGCUUGGCAUUCCAAGACUGUAACCAAGGAUACUGUUGUCACGGUAGCGAGGUGACCCCAGGGUACUGCUGGGUUGUUUUGAUGUCUGGUUAGAGACAAACUGUCAGGAGUGAAGAAGAGAAAAUCUCAUCUGAAGAACCUUUCUACCUUUCUGUCUUGCUGUUAAUGCAGGUUAGUUUAAUAAAACUUUAGGUCUGCUGUUGUUACUUACACAGAGCAAGAAACUUUCAAUCUAUUAUUUGUAAGGCAAUAUGUAUAUAGAUUCAGUUAAAAACAGAAAACAGUUUGGUGUUUUAUGUGUUGUUUUUUUAUGAAAAAUAUUGCAGUCGAUUGUUUUACUACGAAGCAGAGGUCAGAGGUUAAACUUCUACUUUGACCCCUAACUCACACUUGAUGUUUUUUUUUCCAUCCUUGGCUGUUGUGACGAGUCUGUGUGUUUGGCGUUCUGUGUGCUGUCUACACGGAGGGGUUUUCAAUACAAAAAUUUAAAAUAAUUAUGAAAGGAAAAGACCAAUGCUUUGAAAUAAAUUAAUUGAUUGUUUGGC
Molecule: messenger RNA, 2363 nt
Organism: Osmerus eperlanus (European smelt)
Lineage: Eukaryota; Metazoa; Chordata; Actinopteri; Osmeriformes; Osmeridae
Gene: anp32e
Product: acidic (leucine-rich) nuclear phosphoprotein 32 family, member E
Exons: 7
Coding region: 118-867 (249 amino acids)
Biological process (GO): regulation of apoptotic process
Cellular component (GO): nucleus
Molecular function (GO): histone binding; phosphatase inhibitor activity
Source: RefSeq, a predicted model, not a curated record